AUGUCUACUCUGAUCCCGCCACCUUCUAAAAAGCAAAAGAAAGAAGCUCAACUACCCAGAGAAGUGCCUAUCAUUCCCAAAGAUUUGCCUAAUGUUUCAAUUAAGUUCCAAGCCUUAGAUACAGGUGACACCGUGGGUGGUUCCCUGAGAGUUCCCGGCUCUAUCUCCGAAAAGCAAUUAGAGGAACUUUUGAAUCAACUCAAUCGUACCUCAGAUGACCCAGUGCCAUAUACAUUCAGUUGUACCAUCCAAGGUAAGAAGGCAAGUGAUCCAGUGAAGACGAUUGACAUAACAGAUAACCUAUAUUCUUCGUUAAUAAAACCAGGUUUUAACAGUACAGAAGAUCAGAUUACGCUGCUGUAUACUCCAAGAGCGGUUUUCAAAGUCAAGCCGGUUACUAGAAGCUCAUCAGCCAUUGCGGGCCAUGGCUCCACAAUUUUGUGCUCUGCGUUCGCACCCCACACAAGUUCUAGAAUGGUUACUGGUGCAGGCGACAACACCGCAAGGAUUUGGGACUGUGACACUCAAACACCUAUGCAUACUUUAAAGGGUCAUUUCAAUUGGGUUCUUUGUGUUUCUUGGUCUCCAGAUGGUGAAGUGAUUGCUACAGGUUCCAUGGAUAAUACUAUAAGGUUAUGGAACCCAAAAACUGGGGAGUGUCUAGGUGAUGCUCUAAGAGGUCAUUCAAAAUGGAUCACUUGCUUGAGUUGGGAACCUAUACAUCUUGUGAAACCAGGUUCCAAACCAAGAUUAGCUUCAUCUUCUAAGGAUGGUACUAUUAAGAUUUGGGACAGUGUGAAUAGAGUUUGUCAGUACACAUUGAGUGGUCAUACAAAUUCAGUUUCAUGUGUCAAAUGGGGUGGUCAAGGUCUGUUGUAUAGUGGGUCUCACGAUAGAACUGUGCGUGUUUGGGACAUGAAUUCUCAAGGCAGAUGUAUUAACAUCUUAAAAUCGCACGCUCAUUGGGUCAAUCACUUAUCUUUAUCUACAGAUUACGCACUACGUGUAGGUGCUUUUGAUCAUACAGGUAAGAAACCUGCAACCUCAGAGGAAGCUCAGAAAAAGGCAUUAGAGAACUAUGAAAAGAUUUGUAAAAAGAAUGGGAGCUCAGAAGAAAUGAUGGUCACCGCAAGUGACGAUUUCACCAUGUUCUUAUGGAACCCAUUAAAAUCCACCAAGCCAAUAGCAAGAAUGACUGGUCACCAAAAAUUGGUUAAUCAUGUGGCCUUCAGCCCUGAUGGUAGAUAUAUCGUCUCAGCAUCUUUCGAUAACUCCAUUAAACUAUGGGACGGCAGAGACGGUAAGUUCAUCUCCACAUUCAGGGGUCAUGUAGCCAGUGUAUACCAGGUUGCAUGGUCCUCUGACUGCCGACUAUUGGUGUCUUGUUCCAAGGAUACCACUUUGAAGGUGUGGGACGUGAGAACUAGAAAGCUUUCUGUUGAUCUUCCAGGUCAUCAAGACGAAGUGUACACGGUCGACUGGAGUGUUGAUGGUAAAAGAGUGUGUAGUGGGGGAAAAGACAAGAUGGUAAGACUAUGGACACAUUGA
Messenger RNA from Saccharomyces kudriavzevii IFO 1802, 1548 nucleotides. It is a transcript of the gene RSA4, whose product is annotated as Rsa4p. The coding region runs from base 1 to 1548 and encodes 515 amino acids. Lineage: Eukaryota; Fungi; Ascomycota; Saccharomycetes; Saccharomycetales; Saccharomycetaceae. Gene Ontology annotation, biological process: ribosomal large subunit assembly. The transcript has a single exon. Gene Ontology annotation, molecular function: protein binding. Gene Ontology annotation, cellular component: nucleolus. The record is from RefSeq and is a predicted model, not a curated record.